AUUAGUGUUACCGUAGUCCAUCAUUAUCUUUAUCUCCUUCCGUGUCAUUCUUUGAAACUUUCACUGCCUUUUGCUGUUCAUCUUUUCUUUCUUUUUUUUCUCCCUCUUCUGACAAUCUAUCUAUCAAGAGUUGAGGUUGAUCAACAGGGGAGGAUGGAGUUUUUCCAAGAACCAACUUUUACUGCUUUUCUGGCUCUUGUUUUAGCUGUUCUUGUUGCGAAGCUUGUUUCUUCUGCUGUUAAUUACUCCGGUGCUGGUGGAGGUGGUGACUCUGUUGGUUGCUCUGUCAAUGGAGGUGCAGUUGCCAAGAAAGAUGUGAUUUUGGAUAGAGGGUUGAGAGUUAGGAGUUCAAAAGGGAAGAAGAGAGUGAAGUUUGUUGAUGAGGUUGUCAUUAAGAGGGUUGAUCGUCAUGAAGGGUCUGAAAAUCUUGUGUUGUUGAAUGAUGUUGAGUCAGUGGGGGAAGUGACAAAGGUUGAAGGGAAGAGUGUGGAUGAGAAGGUCUUGGAGAAUGUUGAUCAGUUUGGAGAAAGUGAGGAUUCAGGAGGCGAAAUGAUUAAAAAACGAUGUUUUGAUGUGAGGGAGAUGGAUUAUGGUGAAGCCCAAGAGAAAGGGUCUGAGGAAAUGGAAAUGCUGAUUGAGAAAGGCUGUGAUGGUGUUCAUAUGGAUGGGGAUUUUGGUGGACAGGAGAAGACUUCAGAUAAAGGAUCUGAAAACGUUGAAAUGCUGAUUGAGAAAGAGUAUGGUGGUGAUGAUAUAGAUGAUGGGGUUUCUAACGAAAAGGAAAAGGCUUCAGUGACUGAUGUUGAAGAGCAGAAGAAUGAAGUGGAAUUGGAGAGUGAUGAUAUGAAAAUUGAUGAAAAAGAAGGAAAUAGAUUAGUGGGUUCUGGAGAGAAUGAGGGACUAGGUACAGGGGAUGUGGAGGAGGAGAAGCGCAAAGAGGGAGAUGAGAGGGUUGAUGAUGAUGAGGAUGAUGACUGGGAGGGAAUAGAGAGGAGUGAGUUGGAGAAAGUCUUUGCAGAGGCUGUUAAUUACCUGGGAUACGGAGGGAAGGGGAAGGACAAGAACGACAACUGGUUGGCAAAACUAAGUAGUGAUGUGCAGAUGCAACUGUAUGGACUUCAUAAAGUUGCCGUGGAAGGGCCUUGUCAUGAGCCUCAACCCAUGGCACUCAAGGUGUCGGCUCGUGCAAAAUGGAAUGCGUGGCAACGGCUGGGAAGCAUGGGACGGGAGGCGGCUAUGGAGCAGUAUAUUAGGCUACUCUCAGAUAGCAUACCUGGGUGGAUGCACGAUUAUGCUGAUGUUGAUGAUAUCCAGGGUUCUCCUAUACCAGAAACUGCAGGUAAAAUAGAGUACGAAAGGAAACCAGAACUGAGUGCCGCUCCUGUUGGUGAUUCUAACACUGGCGAAAGUUCUGUAGAGGAGCUGAAUCUGCAUUUUACCAGCACGUGGCUGCAAGGUAAUGUGGUAUUUUAUGGUUUAUCGAAAGCGCUGAAAUGUCAGUCCCCUGUUUAAUUAACUAAAACUGAAGUCCAAGAAAUUAUCGCCUCUGCUCUUAUAAUUUCACUUCAGCCUCCUCAAUUUGAACCUUAUUUCUAAAGAACUACAUUUGCCGUCUGGGAUUGAUAUGCUUCAUGCAAAGCUCAUUGUACUACUUUUACGCUUUCUUUGAUUGUGAACUAUGAGGAGAUUGCUCUCAUUUCUUCAUAUAUUACUACAAAAUGCUAUCUAAAUAUCCUUUCUGCCAAGCAAAAAGAUUACCAUCAACCU
Sesamum indicum (sesame) is the source of this 1767-nucleotide messenger RNA. Lineage: Eukaryota; Viridiplantae; Streptophyta; Magnoliopsida; Lamiales; Pedaliaceae. The record is from RefSeq and is a predicted model, not a curated record.